UCGCACCACUGCACUCCAGCCUGGGCGACAGAGCAAGACUCCGUCUCAAAAAAAAAAAAAAAAAUUAAAAGUUCAGUACCUAUAUUCAAGAUUAUGUGUACUGAACAUGUAUGUUCUUACCCACCCAUGACUUGAUGUCUUGUAGAACCUAUUUAAUUUUUAGAUAAUAUCGCCAAGAUUUUAAGCUGACAUGUGAUCAUUGAAUAAUCUAUCCCCAUCUUCUAGGGGGAGCAGAGAGGAGCCAAAGAUUGUAAGGAGCCUAACUUUGGUUCUGGCCCUACAUCGACUCAGAUUUGCCUCUGUUUUGGUUCACAGACCAUGGUUUUUCCAUGGUGGAUGGGAGAAGAGUGUUGAUUAAAAAAAAAUACCAGACAGAUCAGCCCCUUUGCAGCUGUAGACAAGGUAGAUUCAAUGGUUUGCUUCAACCUCACUGUAAGUUCCUUCACUCAUCCUCCCAUCUGAAUUCAACAAGUAUCAACCUUAAUGCCCCACUUUCUUCCUCAGUUAAAUAGUAGAGACUUUUAUUUCUCUGAUUCCUCCCUAACCAUUACUUUAGAAGAGUGACUCUUAAACUUUUAGAGGUCAUAAACCCCUAGAGGCCCUCUGCUUAGAAAAAUAUAAAACCAUACAAAUGUGAAGUAUUCUCAUAGGACCCAGGACACGAACAGCUCUCCAGAGAGCAAAGAGAGGCUUAGAUUGUAAGAAUAUUAUUGUAAGCCUCAGUUCAUUUUCCCUGUAUCCCCGCAUUUCCCUCUCCACACACAUUGCAAAAAUCCAUUUCUGACCUUUUCUCCCCCAACUGUGCCCCCUGCAAUGCUUGUGUCUAGAAACUGCAGCUUUCUCCAGUAUUGGGAGGAGGCUCCAGGAGCCUCAGCCUUCAGACCAUGACUGUGGCAGAGAUGAGAGCUGGGCUGGGUUGGGAGGGUGCCCUCCUCAGGAGCUGGACAUCCUUCCUGAGCUUUGGGAUUACUUUUGCCCCUUCCCUUAGAUGUUCUCAUGCCCAGUGACAAGCACAGCCCUUGGAAAGAUUAUCUUCUUUAGCCACUUGCCCCCUGCCCUAAAAGUUUAGCCUCUGUGGACACUAUGCUGUGUCUGCCAGAUGCCGCCCCACUCUGGCGCAUUUAUUCUCCACCCUUGGCCUUACAGACAACCCAGUGAGCAUGUUUUUAAAUCUCUAAUUUCCCUAGCCAGGAGCAGAUCUGUUUCUUCCUACAGGACAAGACCCAAGUAAUGAUGAGAAUCAUAGUUUGAUUAUCACUGGACACAACUUACUUCUGUAGUUCACAGAAUGCCUUGCCAUGUGCACGUCCACGAGGGAAGAAGGGACUGGGUUGAGGUCAGGCCCUUUGGUAUGUCAAGGUAAGGACUCGUCCUGUUUCCAGGUCAUGAGGAUUGAUGGCACCAUGGACAGCCCUCCGUGUCUCAAGGUGACCCAUAAGACAUUUGGCACACAGCAUAGCAAUGCUGACAUGAUCUACUGCCGCUUGAGCAUGCCUGUCGAGUGCCACUCUUCCUUCAGCCACAGCCCCUGUCUGGACAGUGAAGCUUUCCAGAAAAGGAAACAGAUGCAAGAAAUACUCUCUCAUACAACAACACAGUGCUACUAUGCCAUCCGCAUCUUUGCUGGACAGGAUCCAUCCUGCGUCUGGGUCGGAUGGGUGACUCCAGACUAUCACUUGUACAGUGAAAAGUUUGACCUGAAUAAAAACUGCACAGUGACUGUCACCCUAGGGGAUGAAAGAGGCCGGGUACACGAAAGUGUGAAACGCAGCAACUGCUACAUGGUCUGGGGCGGGGACAUAGUGGCCAGUUCCCAGAGAUCAAAUCGGAGCAACGUGGACCUGGAGAUCGGCUGUCUUGUGGAUCUGGCAAUGGGCAUGUUGUCCUUCUCAGCCAACGGAAAAGAACUGGGCACCUGCUACCAGGUGGAGCCCAACACCAAAGUGUUUCCAGCAGUCUUCCUGCAGCCUACAAGUACUUCCUUGUUUCAGUUCGAACUUGGAAAGCUGAAGAACGCAAUGCCCCUGUCAGCGGCCAUAUUCAAGAGUGAAGAGAAGAACCCAGUUCCACAGUGUCCACCUCGGCUGGACGUCCAAACCAUCCAGUCCGUGCUCUGGAGCUGCAUGCCCAACAGCUUCCUGAAGGUGGAGAGCGAGCGUGUGAGCGAGCGCCACGGCUGGGUGGUGCAGUGCCUGGAGCCCCUGCAGAUGAUGGCACUCCACAUCCCCGAGGAGAACAGGUGUGUGGAUAUCCUGGAGCUCUGUGAGCAGGAGGACCUGAUGCGGUUCCAUUACCACACGCUGAGGCUCUACAGCGCGGUGUGCGCCCUGGGAAACAGCCGUUUGGCCUAUGCCCUGUGCAGUCACGUGGACCUCUCCCGGCUCUUCUAUGCCAUUGACAACAAGUAUCUCCCUGGCCUCUUUCGAGCCGGCUUCUAUGACCUGCUCAUCAGCAUCCACCUGGCCAACGCCAAGGAGAGGAAGCUGAUGAUGAAGAAUGAGUACAUCAUCCCCAUUACCAGCACCACCAGGAAUAUCUGCCUCUUCCUGGACGAGUCCAAGAGGCAUGGACUGCCUGGGGUGGGCCUGAGAACAUGUCUCAAGCCCGGGUUCAGGUUCUCCACCCCUUGCUUUGUCGCAACUGGUGAGAAGCACCAAAAACAGAGCCCUGAGAUUCCCUUGGAGAGUCUCAGGACGAAGGCUCUGAGUAUGCUGACAGAGGCGGUGCAGUGCAGCAGGGCCCACAUCCGAGACCCCGUAGGGGGUCUGUGGAGUUCCAGUUUGUGCCUGUGCUGAAACUCAUUGGAACCCUGCUGGUCA
Messenger RNA from Chlorocebus sabaeus (green monkey), 2819 nucleotides. Lineage: Eukaryota; Metazoa; Chordata; Mammalia; Primates; Cercopithecidae. The record is from RefSeq and is a predicted model, not a curated record.